This is a messenger RNA of Anopheles nili, 5784 nucleotides long. It is a transcript of the gene Khc-73, whose product is annotated as kinesin-like protein KIF13A. The transcript is spliced from 14 exons. NCBI's taxonomy places the organism in Eukaryota, Metazoa, Arthropoda, Insecta, Diptera, Culicidae. Gene Ontology annotation, biological process: cytoskeleton-dependent intracellular transport; microtubule-based movement. Bases 1 to 5784 code for a protein of 1927 amino acids. Gene Ontology annotation, cellular component: kinesin complex; microtubule. Gene Ontology annotation, molecular function: microtubule binding; ATP hydrolysis activity; ATP binding. The record is from RefSeq and is a predicted model, not a curated record.
AUGUCGGACAAAAUCAGAGUAGCCGUGCGGGUUCGCCCGUUCAACCGACGAGAGCUCGAGUUGGCCACCGAAAACGUGAUAGAAAUGAAUGGCACACAGACGAUUUUGAAAUAUCCUGCCAGCCUAGAUAAGAUGGAAAGGAAACCGCCCAAGAUCUUCGCUUUCGAUCACUGCUUCUACUCGACGGAUGUGGACGCCGGUAACUUUGCGUCCCAGGAGCUGGUCUUCAACAACGUCGGCCGGGACAUUCUGGAGAAUGCGUUCCAGGGCUACAAUGCGUGCAUUUUCGCGUACGGCCAGACGGGUUCGGGCAAAUCGUACACGAUGAUGGGCAGCCAGGAGAGCAAGGGCAUCAUACCGAGGCUGUGCGAUGAGCUGUUCGCGUCGAUUGCGGCCAAACAAACGGACGAGCUGAACUACAAGGUGGAGGUCUCGUACAUGGAGAUCUACAACGAGAAGGUGCACGAUCUGCUCGACCCAAAGACGGCCAAGCAAUCGUUGAAGGUGCGCGAGCAUAAUGUGCUUGGACCGUACGUCGAUGGGCUUUCACAGCUGGCCGUUACGUCGUUUUUGGACAUCGACAACCUGAUGGCGGAGGGCAACAAAUCGCGCACGGUAGCGGCCACGAACAUGAACUCGGAAUCGUCCCGUUCGCAUGCAGUAUUCACGGUCGUGCUGACACAGACGCUGAUUGACACGCUGUCGGGUGUGACGGGCGAGAAAGUGUCCCGGGUGUCCCUGGUGGAUUUGGCCGGCAGCGAGCGUGCGGUAAAAACCGGUGCCGUCGGUGACCGGCUGAAGGAGGGUUCGAACAUCAACAAAAGUCUCACCACGCUGGGUUUGGUCAUAUCCAAGCUUGCCGACAGCACCGGUGGCGGUGGAGCGAGUGGUGGUGGUGGUGGUGGCAAGAACAAGGACAAAUUCGUACCGUACCGUGAUUCGGUGCUGACGUGGCUGUUGAAGGACAAUCUCGGGGGAAACUCGCGGACGGUGAUGCUGGCAACACUGUCACCUGCGGCCGAUAACUACGAGGAGACGCUCUCGACGCUACGGUAUGCGGAUCGUGCGAAGCGGAUCGUCAAUCAUGCCGUGGUUAAUGAGGAUCCGAAUGCGCGUAUUAUCCGCGAGCUGCGUAAAGAGGUUGAGACACUACGGGAAAUGUUGAAGCACGCGACUGGAAGUAGCUUCGGGGAUAUGAAGCGAGUUGACAUCCACGAUAAGCUGGCGGAAAGCGAGAACCUGAUGAAGCAGAUCUCGCAGACGUGGGAAGAGAAGCUCGAGAAGACGGAACAGAUCCAGAGCGAACGUCAGCAGGCGCUGGAGAAGAUGGGCAUCAGUGUGCAGGACAGUGGCAUUAAGGUGGAGAAGAACAAGUACUAUCUGGUGAAUCUGAACGCGGAUCCAUCGCUGAAUGAGCUGCUGGUGUACUACCUGAAGGAGGAAACGCUUAUCGGUGGUCGGAGCAGUGGCGUUGGAGGAACCGGUGGCACUGGAGGAAGCAGUAAGCAACCGGACAUUCAGCUGCUCGGGCUCGGUAUACAAUCGGAACACUGUCUCAUCACGAUCGAGGAGGGUGAAUUGUACAUGGAGCCGAUCGAGAACGCGCGUUGUUACGUGAACGGAUCGGUCGUGAGUGGCAAAAUGGCACUGCACCACGGUGAUCGUAUCCUUUGGGGUAAUCAUCAUUUCUUCCGCGUUAAUUGCCCAAAAUCGGCGACAAACAGUACGGCCCUGGGCACGUCGGAACCGCAGACACCGGCACAACAUCUUGACUAUUACUACGCGCAGGAAGAGCUGAUGCAGAACGAGCUGAGCAACAAUCCGAUCCAGGCGGCCAUUUCGCGGCUCGAGAAGCAACACGAAGAGGACAAACAGGUGGCGCUCGAGAAGCAGCGGCAGGAGUACGAGAAGCAGUUCCAGCAGUUGCGUAACAUCCUUUCGCCGACGACACCGUACGCGCCGUACGCACCGUAUGAUCCGUUCCGGCUGGGAAAACUACCACCCAACACACCGACGGCACAGCUGCGCGUGGAAAAGUGGGCCCAAGAACGGGAUGAAAUGUUCAAACGAUCGCUUGGCCAACUCAAGACGGACAUCGUGCGUGCGAAUGCGCUCGUACAGGAAGCGAACGUGCUGGCGGAGGAGAUGGACAAGCAGACGAAGUUUAGCGUAACGCUGCAGAUACCACCGGCCAAUCUCAGCCCGAACCGAAAGCGUGGUGCGUUCGUGAGCGAACCCGCCAUCCUGGUGCGCCGCAUGAACUCCGGAAGCCAGAUAUGGAGCAUGGAAAAGCUGGAGAACAAGCUGAUCGACAUGCGCGACAUGUACCAGGAGCACAAGGAGCGCCACCAGAUCACGGCCGAGGAAGCGAAAGCGAAAUCCGACCCGUUCUACGAGUCGCAGGAAAACCACAACCUCAUCGGUGUGGCCAACAUCUUCCUGGAGGUGUUGUUCCACGACGUGAAGCUCGACUACCACACGCCGAUCAUCAGCCAGCAGGGUGAGGUGGCUGGCCGGUUGCAGGUGGAAAUUAGCCGCGUUGCGGGUGCUUUUCCGCAGGAUCGUAUGUGCGAAUCGGCCUCGGAAAGCUCGGCGGACAGCCACGAGGAUGAUGAGGAGUCACCGGAUACGCCAUCACCGCCACCGCAGACGAACAGCAAUCAGAUUAGCUGCCGUAUAAGCAUCAAGCAGGCGUCCGGCCUUCCGUUGUAUCUGUCGAAUUUCGUGUUUUGUCAGUACUCGUUCUGGAACCACGAGGUGGCUGUGGUACCGGCGACGAACCAAGAGGUCGCCGGUCACAACCAGAACAUUACGUUCAAGUUCGAGCAUGAAGCCGACUACGUGGUCACGAUGAAUGAGGAGUUCCUGGAGCAUUGUACGGACGGAGCACUGUCGAUCGAGGUGUGGGGCCACCGGUCGGUUGGAUUUUCGCGCAUGAAGGACUGGGAAGUCGAACAGCAGCAGGCUAAGGCUCGCUCGUUGGCCGAUCGUUGGGCUGAGCUGUCGCGAAAGAUCGAGCUGUGGGUUGAGAUCCACGAGCUGAACGAUAACGGAGAUUGGGCUCCGGUUGAGGUGCAAUGUGCCCGGGAUAUGUUGACCGGUGGCGUGUACCAGCUGCGCCAGGGAUUCCAGCGGCGUGUAAUGGUGCGCGUGAAACCGGUGCAAAACUCCGGCACGUUACCGAUCAUCUGCCAAUCGAUCAUUAACGUGUCGAUGGGUUGCGUUACGGUUCGUUCGAAGCUGCAGAAACCGAUGGAUUCGUACCAGGAAGAGGACCUCACGGUGUUGCGAGAUAAGUGGAGCGAAGCGCUUGGCCGUAGGCGUCAAUACCUUGACCAACAGAUCCAGCGGUUGAUCAACAAGGACGACAAAACGGAACAGGAAAAGGAGCGUGAGCAAAGCUUAGUCAAUCAGUGGGUUUCGCUGACGGAGGAACGCAAUGCGGUGCUGGUGCCUGCGCCGGGUUCCGGUAUACCGGGUGCACCUGCGUCCUGGGAUCCACCGCUCGGUAUGGAACCGCACGUACCGGUGCUGUUUUUGGAUCUAAACGCGGAUGACCUCUCGACGCAGGGUCUCUCGAACGAUGAGGUGCCGCUGUCCGGAUUGAACUCCAUCCUGCCGAAGGAGCAUGGCAACAAGUUCUACAAUCUGCAGAUCAUCCAGCACCUGGAUAAGGACAUCUGCGCCAUCUGCAGCUGGGAUUCGUCCAUACACGAUUGUGCGGCGCUGAAUCGCAUCACUGAACCCAAUGAGCGGGUUUAUCUGAUCCUGAAGACGACCGUGCGGUUGUCACAUCCAGCACCGAUGGAUCUGGUGCUGCGCAAGCGGUUGGCUCUCAACAUUUACAAGCGCCAGAGCUUUACGGAUCGGUUGAAGAAGCUGCGCAUUGGAAGGGCCGAAUCGUUGUCCCUGCAGUCGGGUGUCACGUAUGAGGUCGUUUCGAACAUACCGAAGGCCUCGGAGGAGCUGGAGGAUCGCGAAUCGCUUGCACAAAUCGCUGCCACCGGUGACGAUUGUUCGGCGAGCGAUGGCGAAACAUACAUCGAAAAAUAUACCAAAGGAGUGUCCGCGGUGGAAAGCAUCCUGACGCUGGACCGGCUGCGGCAGAGCGUAGCUGUGAAGGAGCUGGAACAGGUGCGCGGUCCGGCACUCUCGAUGCGCAAGACGGCCAGCGUGCCCAACUUCUCGCAGGCCGUAAAAGAUGCCAGGGAGCUUAGUGCGAGUCUCACCACGUCGAGGACAAUGAGAUUCUUCGAUGCCUCGUUUGAGUCCCUGUUAAACAUUGGACGAUCUGAAUCCUAUGCGGACUUGAAAAUGGGCCUUAACAAUGCGCAAAGCACUCGUGAAACAGCCGGAACCAGGCAAAAGUUGAAAAACAACAACGGCGAAGAGUUAUCCAAUUCUGGCUACAGUGCAGCUCGACCCACAUUCCUCAAUCUCAAUAUCAAUCUGAACUCCCUGAGACUGCAGCCAACUAAACCGUCCCCAGCUGCUAGCAAGCUAGCCCAACGGAUGACAACCUUGCACGAGGAACCUUUGAUCAAGCAAAUCUGCUACGAGGAAGAAGGCGAAGAUCGGUUCAGCGAGCCCGAGUAUGCGGAUUACAACGAUUUCUACGAACAACCAAUGGGCAAGAAGCCGUCCCUGUCCAAGAUGAAGUCAUCGUACACGGUGGAGUCGUUUAUCGACAUCGACAAACGCAGCCAAUCGACGGUGAACGAUACCAUGGGCUCGAUAGGUGCUACAAGUGGAAAAAUGACCAACAAGGCAAAGGCAGAAUCGGCUUCCCUUGGUGGUAUCUCAUCGGCACCAGUGUCAGGGGGCAGCGGUGGCCACGCAGCGAAAUAUCAAACCAUGACACCGAGCAUGAGCUCGUCCACCUCCAGUGGAUACGGUUCGCAAGCGGUCUCGUGCAGUAACCUCACAAACGACGACACCUACUCCAUUCGAUCGCUCAGUGUCGGAGAAACUCCAGAAACAAUGUCACCGUCCAACAGAAUGCAGGAACAAAUCAUGCCCACUAGCAGCGAUGCCAAAUCGGAGGAGGAAUCCGUAACCUCUCCAUCGACCUCAACCACCGCUUCCGAGAACACGCUGAUGGCGGCGAGCAUGGAUGGUUACAGCAGCAGUAGCCCAUCAGCUCCCGUCCCGCCCGUGGACUACUCAAAGCGCAUCAAUCCAUUCCUAAAGGAUGCCAAUUUGGAGGCGUUACACGACAGCAGAUCUGCGGAAGCUUUCAGUGAUGCGAAGCCACCCCAGCAGAUUGAUGAAGACGAAGGAUUUGAGGCCGAUUCGCGCCAAUCGGACUCAUCGGCGAUGGACGAUUCAACGCAGAUGAGCGAGGAACACGACCAAAGUUCGACGAUGCCCAACAAGGCAGAUGUAAUGGAAAGCAGUUUCUCCUCAACACCGGGCAAGCAGGAGAUAAUCCCCGAGUGGGUGCUGGUCGGUGAAUCAGUCCUGAUAAGACCGUAUAAUACCAGCGGAGUCAUUGCGUUCGUCGGUGGUACUCACUUUCAGGGAGGCACUUGGAUCGGAGUGGAAUUGGACACGCCAACCGGCAAAAACGAUGGCACUGUGCAGGGCAUUCAGUAUUUCGAUUGCCGAUCGAAGCAUGGCAUAUUCGUGCGCGUGGAUAAGCUUAUCCUUGACAAACGCGGCCGAGCGAUGCGAGAGCUGAAAAAGGCGGAAAAGAUGAAAGCUGAACUUGCCGCCGGUGCGAAGGGUGGCAAAGCGACGUUAACCGGUGGCACCGGGUUGGCAACGAACGGUCCGCGCAAAUGA